AUGUCUUCAAUCACGCUCGGACAGACGCUCAGCUCCGUCACCGUGCGUGGUGCGGCUCGAAUCGAUGCCAUUUCGGCGCAGGCGGCGAAGCCUUCUGGCUCCAAUUGGGACCACGGAGGUUCGGGCGGGAAGGAGUACGUCCUCACGCUCGGCAGCGGCGAGUACAUCAACUCGAUGGAGAUCCAUUGGGCCAAGAAGGGGACGCACACGCGCGUGUUUUACCUCAAGUUCGUCUCGAACAAGGGCAACUCCGUGUCGGCAGGAACCAAGACAGCUAACAGCGCAACGGUGAAGGCCCCUAAAGGGUUUCAAUUGGGGGGAUUCUACGGACGUGCAGCGUCUGCAGUGGAUCAACUCGGUGCGAUCUGGACGAGAAGGGGAGCGAAACCCGCUCUGCUCACGGAUCGGAUGGGGACUGGCUGGUACGGCAAGAGGAUCCGAAACUGGGUGGGCCCCACCAUCGGCUCGAACAGCGACACGGCCUGCUACCGACAAACGGAGCCUUAUAACAGCAGCAAACUGUGCCCCGCAGGCUACACCCCUCUUGGCGAUAGCUGCAUCGCUCAAUGUCCGUUGGCGUACCCCGUCAAGUGCUACCUCGAGUGCAUUCCACAGAAUGACGACUGCGCUCUGGAGAUCAUACAAAAGAGCGUGGCGGUGGUGGCCGCAGUGUUUAACGUGGCGACGGCAGGGAUCUUCGGCGCCAUCUUCUCCACGUACAAGCAUGCCAGGCGGUACUUCUUCUGUGGCGCGAACGUCGUCGGAGUGAUCAGGUCUCUCGUUUACUACAUCAGAUUCCAGCAAACCACGGCACCGCAAGGAGCAGUGGAAGAGAUUCUGGCUGUGGCGUAUCAGUCGGAUGUCGUCGCUGUGGACUUGCCCGUUGCAAUCUGCCACUGUCUUGGAAUUCAUGUUCCGCCCACUCUGCAGUUCACCGGUAUCGUGAUGAUGAUCGUGGAGAAUAUCGUGAAGCAAGUGAUCAUCAACGGCGACGAAAUCCUCUCGUCAGGUCAGAACGUGUACAAACUCCUGAGCAACGUGAGCGCGGUCAAUUCUUCCCAUACAAGUGUGGACGAGUUGCAGGAUCUCAUGGACACCAAGUCGACGUGUGGCUACCAACUCAAGCGCCUUACGGACCAUGUCAUCCUCUCCGUCAACAAUAUCCGCAACACGACCCCACGAGCCAAGAUCGACGACAUCCGAGUGCAGAUCAGCAACUCGCGCCUCGUUCAGAAGGAUAUCCCCGCAGCUACCAACAAUUGUAUGAACGAGCUGCUUUCCUAUAAGACCAAGCAGGCCGCGUUCGAGACGAGAGAUUUGCUUCGGAAGACGUUUGGAGUCAUCAUCGAGCAGCUCAUCACCACGGCAACAACCAACAUGGGCAAGUUUGUCGCGAUGGAGCAGUACUUUAUUGAGGUGUCGAACCUGGGAUUAACCAUGCUAGCCGGUCUGGAUCCGACUCGGAUCAUUUGGUUGGCCUCGCAAUUCAUCCAGCCGACUUGCGGCCCCACUUCUUUUAUCGGGGAGAUCGACGAUGGGUCGUUGUACGACGCGUUGGGUCUCAAAACUGUGGACGAGGCGUUCGUAGGCAGCUACGGCGCGUGGAAGAAGAAAGGGGACGGGAUGGUUAACAUCAUUUUCAAGAGUAUCGACACGAAGGACGUGACAGUUCUCAUUCACUCGGGCGGCGACAAGAUCGCCGAGGUUGACGUGAAUGCAGGCAAGACGGUGGCAUGGAACUCCACCGUCGCCAAACUGCAGGACAACGUGCUGUAUCUGGAUCGGUGGAGGCCGAAUAUUAUCGGGUUGAAAGGCUCGGGUGGUGGUUCGCUCAAGUUGUGGGUGCCCAGAUCCUCCAAGGGCGGCCACUUGACGAUGCACGUGAUGAUUAAUGUAAGUUAG
This is a messenger RNA of Phytophthora sojae, 1902 nucleotides long. RefSeq lists its product as hypothetical. The record is from RefSeq and is a predicted model, not a curated record. Bases 1 to 1902 code for a protein of 633 amino acids. Lineage: Eukaryota; Oomycota; Peronosporomycetes; Peronosporales; Peronosporaceae. The transcript has a single exon.